Cuscuta campestris is the source of this 992-nucleotide messenger RNA. NCBI's taxonomy places the organism in Eukaryota, Viridiplantae, Streptophyta, Magnoliopsida, Solanales, Convolvulaceae. The record is from the annotation of a GenBank genome assembly.
CUUGAGUUAAAAGCUCACAAAAUGUGGCUUCCAAACGGCUCCAUAGAAUUAACUACAGUAAGAAAUAUAAAAUCAAGAAAAAAAGGACAACCUCUCAUAUAUUGCCAUUCACGUUGAGAGAUCAUUCCCACACCUUUGACCACAUUUACCAUUUUAAUUAGAGCCGGAGGAGGAGGAUCAAAAGCGGCGGAGGUCGCCGACGUAGAUGGUGGCUGCGCGGUGAGGGAUCAUUCUCACGCGAAUGGAAGGCGUGGUCGCCGCCGCCGCCGCCCCGGCGACGAGGCGCAAGGUGAUGGUGGUGGCGGACCCCACGCGGGAGUCGGCGGCCGCCCUUGAGUACGCCCUCUCCCACGCGGUCCUCGAGAACGACACCCUGGUCCUCCUCCACGUCGACAACCCCAACGCGUGGAGGAACCAGAUCGGGUCCUUCUUCAAGCGCUCGGCCUCCUCCUCCUCCGCCGCCGCACCGGCGGGUGGCGGCGGCGGAGGCGCGGAGGCCGACUUCUUGGAAGGGAUGAAGCGGGCGUGCCGGGCGGCGCAGGCGAAAAUGACGGUGCAGGUGGAGAGGGUCCCCAUAAUGGACGGGAAGGACAAAGCUUCGGCCAUUCUUUCCCAAUGUGCAAAGCUUGGGAUUGAUAUCCUCAUCAUUGGGCAAAGGAGGACUCUAUCUAAUGCCAUCUUAGGGCCAAAGAGGAGUGGGUCAUUAAGGGGUCUAGACACAGCAGAAUAUCUGAUUGAGAACAGCAAGUGCACCUGCGUUGGCGUCCAGAAAAAGGGCCAAACUGCUGGAUAUCUUCUUAACACCAAGUCCCACAAAAACUUUUGGCUUUUAGCUUAAAUUACUUUAUUUAUCAAUUAUUAUUACCACUGUUACUAUACAACUUAAUUAUUCUCACCUUGUUUUUACUUUGUUCCUGUUACUAUGUUUACUUUGUCCUGUUAAUUACUCUAUGUUUGGGACGGAGUCUCUUAAAUACAGACUCUGUACUUCU